GUCACUAGGUGGACAUUCAUCUCGUCUAUUAAUGAGAUAACUGUCAACGUGCUAUUUGCUUUACUCGAGUAUAAAUCAGGGUUUCACUUAGUUCAAUUGUAGAUUUGAGUGGAACUGUUGAGGUUGAACACUAACUUCUUGUUACUUUCAUUAAUGUAAGCUCCAAUAACUUUAUCAUUUAAUGGAUUCAUUAGAAGCAAAAGUAGUAGUGCUUGGGUCCCAAGGUGUUGGUAAAACCAGCGUUGUGGUUCGUUACAUUGGGAAGGCAUUCAGUCGCCAUCUUUCACCAACAAUUGGUGCAUCAUUUUUCACUUGUAAACUGACUAUUCAAGGUUUCCAUGUUAAAUUGCAGAUAUGGGACACAGCUGGUCAGGAGCGCUUUCGUUCAAUGGCUCCAAUGUACUACAGAAAUGCCAAUGCAGCCUUGUUGGUUUUUGACAUAACCUCAUAUGAAAGUUACUUAAAUAUGAAGACAUGGGUUAUGGAGUUGAGAAGGAAUGUAGAGGAGGCUGUUGUGAUGUGUGUUUUGGGAAACAAAUGUGAUUUGAAAAGCAACAGAGCAGUAAAUACAACAGAAGCACAGCAAUAUGCUGUAUCUAUUGGAGCUACUUAUUUUGAAACAUCAGCUGUUUCAAAUGAAGGAAUUGAAGAGGCCUUUGCUCAGACAGCACUUGGACUUAUUGAAGUUUUCAAGAACAAUGAAUCACAACACAACAAAUCAAAUGACAGUCUGGAUGGUGUAGAUAAUGUUUUAUCACCACAGUAUCCACUCAGAACUAAUGUUAUUAAAACAUCAGAGCCAGAAGGACAAAGAAUAUUUUGUUGCUGAAUUUUAGAAUUCUGAUGGUUUUAAAUUAAAACCAUUGUUUACUGGCUUUAUGAUUGAAGGUCAUGGCUUUUGAAGUGGAUAAGAUAAACUGGUUGUUGAACUUAACGCUUUUUUCGAAAGCUCAUUGAGCAUUCACAUAUAAAGUAUUGUUUUAGAUUAUUAGGAAAAUGUGAUGCAUGUGCGUUAGACAGCUAAGUUACUGUUGGUUGGAUGUAAAGAUAUUUUUUGAGAUUAUAUAUUACAGUCUUAAUCUCAGACUGAUGUGGUAGUAAAACUUUUUUUUGUUGCAUCUGGUUUUUGCUUAUGAAGUUAGAAACUUGUAAUAUGGCUAAAAUAUGCACACUGUAGUUACCGUGCAGUAUACUCUAGGUGACAAAACUAUCUGCCAGUAUCGUUUUUUUUUUAAUCAAAGUGAAUAUUUAAAAGUUUUAUUACACCCCAUUUUUUUUACAAUUUCAUUGAAGAGAAACAAGAGAAGUGUUUCUGACUUAAAUAUUUCAUCUUUUUAUGCUUUCUCAAUUUUAAUAGUUAAUGUUCUAGAAAGAGAAUAUUGUUCAGAUGCUAGAAAAAAUAUUUAAUUGAUCGAUUUUGAGCUGGUAUGUAAGUUACUGUUUUUUUAUCAAAUAUCUAGUAUAUCAGCAUUAAUUUAAAAAAGAAAAUUAGUAUGUAGUAUGCAAUGAGGGGCUAUCAUAGUUGAAUUAUUUUUUCAGUCAGAACUAUGUGGUUGUUAGGAAAUACUGUAGGCAUUAAUAUAUUUUGUAGUAGAGUGCCAAAGUUCAAUGAUUUUGUUUUUAAAGAAAAACACUUAAUUUCUGUAAUGCUAUUUUUUAAAAAUGUCUAAUUUCUGCAUUAUCUACAAAUAAAUAGCCUGAAUAGCUUCUUAAUCUUGAUAUCUAAAACUAUAAUAUUUAAUGCUUCUUAAUUUUAUAAAUAGACAAAUAUUUGUCAACACCUUGAAAGUGGUGGUGAUCAUUGAGCUUCAAGAUACUAAAUUCUUAUUCACUGAUUUGGUGUAGUCUUUUGUGUAGGUAGUGGUAUGUGAUAAAUAUAUGUAGAUAUACAUGUUGAUAAAUACCUCAUUGGCUGAUAUUCUAAAAGGAGAAUUGUAUGAUUCAAAUGUUAGAAAAGAUGUUUGAUUGACCAAUUUUGAGCUAACCUUACUGAAAGUGCAUUAUAGUUUCACUAACAAGAAAUUUUCUUAACUUUUGUAAAGAAAAUUUUGUUACUGUUCUUUUUUUCUUUAUGUGGCAGUCUAUAAAUUAUACCAAGAAAGGAAAUGAUCACUAAACAAGAAAUAUCAUGCAUGUUCAUUUAUAUAAGUACAUACUAUGUGUAUAUUGAAUCAUGGAUAUACUGCCUUCUAGAAAACACUUAAUAUCAGUUUCUCUAACCUUAACAGUUACCUCAAAUAAAUAUUACAUGCAUUUUGUGUGAUUUGAUGAAGAGAUGGCAGUAAAUUGUAAUAAGAGCAAGAUUCAAGCGAUAAAAUAUUUUUAUAUAAUCUAUUUGUAACAUAAAUUUUGAAUUUUUUAACAUUUGAAAUCAUUAUCUUAAAAUUUGCACUAAAGUAUAACUUAAAACAUAACUGUUUGUAUGUAAAGUUUUGAAGUACAAAAUUCUUUCCGAGAAAUGAACUUUAUGGUUUGGAAUAUUUUAAGGUUUUCAGGUGUCACAUUGUUUAAUUGGAAAACAGGAUUAUUAGUUUACCAGAUACAAGAAUUCAGAUAUUAUAGCUAAGAGUGAGCUUACGUGGAUACAUAUUGUAAAUGUUGUACUUACUUAACUAUGGAGAUACACAAAUUACUCGGGUAUAUCAAACAUGUAAUGAAAGAUAAAAAUUCUUGAAACCAAAUGUAAUUUUUAAAUGUUUUUCAAUUUAGCUUCUUACAGUGACUGGAUUUUGACAUGUAGUUAGUUUGCUCUGUAGGAAAGAAAUGUUUGAUAUAUUAAUUCAAGAUUUAGGUUUUUCAAAGAGUGCAGUAUGGGCAUUAAUGUAUAGCUAUUGAAAAGUUAUUUGGCCUUCAUGAAAAUUUAACAUGAAUUAUUUAAUUUUUUUUUUAAUAAAAUGAAAUAAUUGUUACAUAGUUCAAUGGGAACUUGAAUAUCAUUUUAAUAGAAAUUUCAAAUAGCACAUUAAUCAUGUUCAUGAA
Molecule: messenger RNA, 2979 nt
Organism: Limulus polyphemus (Atlantic horseshoe crab)
Lineage: Eukaryota; Metazoa; Arthropoda; Merostomata; Xiphosura; Limulidae
Product: ras-related protein Rab-31-like
Exons: 6
Coding region: 182-829 (215 amino acids)
Molecular function (GO): GTP binding; GTPase activity
Source: RefSeq, a predicted model, not a curated record